Trichomonas vaginalis G3 is the source of this 1176-nucleotide messenger RNA. RefSeq names its product ammonium transmembrane transporter protein. The coding region runs from base 1 to 1176 and encodes 391 amino acids. The transcript has a single exon. Gene Ontology annotation, molecular function: ammonium channel activity. Lineage: Eukaryota; Parabasalia; Trichomonadida; Trichomonadidae. The record is from RefSeq and is a predicted model, not a curated record. Gene Ontology annotation, biological process: ammonium transmembrane transport; ammonium homeostasis. Gene Ontology annotation, cellular component: membrane.
AUGUUGAUAGUACUUUUACUUUCUUUGGCUUCCUGUAAUGGACCAUCAGAGAUCCCAAAUGAUAUUAUACCAGAACAAAACUAUACAGAUGAUACAAUUUAUCCCAAAGUUGUCGAUGUUUGGUUCAUGACAAUUUUAGUCGCCUUUUUCAUGAUGUACAUCAAAAAAUUCGAAUGGGGAGUAAUGAUAGCAGUACUUCUCUCAGCCGCAACAUCUCACGUUACUUAUGCUUUUGUUAAAAAUGUUUGUAUGAAGCAUGAUUUCGAUGCAAAGCUUGCAACUGAAUCAGUAUGUUGUGCAAUUACAUGUACAGUUACUAUUGGUAUCUUUAUUGGUACAAUAAAGACAUGGCAAUACUGCAUUGUCGGAGUUAUGUUUGGUUUAUCAUACUUACUUGUCGAAUACUUAGUAGUUUCAGGAAAAGCAAUCAAAGGAGUUAUUGAUCCAGGUUGCGCGAUCUCCAUCCACAUGAUGGCUGCUUAUUAUGGUCUCGGAGUUGCCUGUGUCAUUAGAGAGAAACGAGUUAUAGGUGUUGAAUUCAAGUUUUCUACACAUUCAGUCAACUGGAUUUGGCUUGGUUCAUCACUUUUGUUCAUUUUAUGGCCAUCAUUUGUUUCUUUGUUUUGGAAAGGAAAAGCGGCAUGGACAGCAGCAAUUAAUUGUUUAAUGAGCGGUCUCGGUUCAAUCAUUUCAGCUUACUUCAUGGAAUUUACAAUAAAACGAGGAAAGGUUGAUGCUUUUGUUUACGCAGUUGCUUUACUUGCUGGAUGCGUUGGAACAUCAUCCGCCUUGUUUAUGCUGUCUCCGUGGUCAUCUUUACUUGUUGGAGCCAUUUGUGGCUGUUUUUCAGUUUGUUCUUUCAAUUAUAUACAUAAUCCUUUCACAAAGAUGCUCGGAAUUAAUGAUGUAAUGGGUGCUCAUAACUUGCAUGGUAUUUGCUCAUGGCUUUCAGUCAUAACUUGCGCAAUUACAUUAUUUAUUAAGAAAUUCCCACCACAAUGGACUGUUGCCGGUGCUGUUACAUCAUUUGCUGUUUCAUCAAUAUGUGGAGUUAUCACUGGCCUUGUUCUCCGCUUCACAAAAGGAAAAGAAAUACCAGAUUCAGAUUUCAUGGAGGAUAAUGCCAUUUUCUUAUUCCCCCAUGACACUGAAUUAGAUUGGCCACCAAAGGAAUAA